Columba livia (rock pigeon) is the source of this 1047-nucleotide messenger RNA. RefSeq names its product succinate dehydrogenase complex iron sulfur subunit B (gene SDHB). The transcript is spliced from 8 exons. Lineage: Eukaryota; Metazoa; Chordata; Aves; Columbiformes; Columbidae. The coding region runs from base 61 to 906 and encodes 281 amino acids. Gene Ontology annotation, cellular component: mitochondrial membrane. Gene Ontology annotation, molecular function: 2 iron, 2 sulfur cluster binding; electron transfer activity. The record is from RefSeq and is a predicted model, not a curated record. Gene Ontology annotation, biological process: tricarboxylic acid cycle; aerobic respiration; respiratory electron transport chain.
CUCUAUGGCGGCCCUUGGCUGGUCCUUCCCCUUCCAGGGGUGGAAGUGCGCAACACCAAGAUGGCGGCGGCCGUGGUGGCAGUCUCCUUGAGGAGCCGCGUCCCCGCACGGCUCCUGCGGGCCGGGCCGCGGCCGAUGUGCCGGGGAGCGCAGACAGCAGCCGCAGCCGCGCCUCGGAUCAAGAAGUUUGCUAUCUACCGAUGGGAUCCCGACAAGCCUGGGGACAAGCCCCGCAUGCAGACAUACGAAGUGGAUCUGAAUAAAUGUGGGCCUAUGGUGCUGGAUGCUCUGAUCAAGAUAAAAAAUGAGGUGGACUCCACUCUGACCUUCCGCAGAUCAUGUCGGGAAGGCAUCUGCGGCUCUUGUGCUAUGAACAUCGCAGGUGGCAACACGCUGGCCUGUAUCAAAAGAAUUGACCCCGAUCUCAACAAAAUCACUAAAAUCUACCCUCUCCCGCACAUGUACGUGGUGAAGGACCUUGUUCCCGACUUGAGUAACUUCUACGCACAAUACAAAUCCAUCGAGCCUUACCUGAAGAAGAAGGAUGAGUCAAAACAGGGCAAGGAGCAGUAUCUGCAGUCCAUUGAAGACCGUCAGAAACUGGACGGACUCUACGAGUGCAUCCUGUGCGCCUGCUGCAGCACCAGUUGCCCCAGUUACUGGUGGAACGGGGACAAGUACCUGGGUCCUGCCGUGCUGAUGCAGGCCUAUCGCUGGAUGAUUGACUCCCGAGAUGACUACACAGAGGAGCGCCUGGCGCAGCUGCAAGACCCAUUUUCUCUCUAUCGUUGUCACACGAUCAUGAAUUGCACGCGGACUUGCCCGAAGGGUUUGAACCCUGGCAAAGCAAUUGCUGAGAUCAAGAAGAUGAUGGCGACGUACAAACAGAAGGCGACCGCCGCGUAACGCUGUUCGACUGGAAGAAUCACACACAAACGUGCUUUACCAAAAGUAAUUUAUACCUGAUAUAGCAAGAGAAGGUUCCAGCAGGGGGCUUGGUGUUGUUCCCAUAAGUUUGCAUGUACAAUAAAUAACUGUAAAAACCAA